GCUGGGGUGGACAAACGCGGAUCAACAAUAGUGCGCGCUGAAUGAAAACCGAAAUAGAAACUGAUAUGCUUUGACAGUUGCGAAUAUUUGCAGAUACGACAGGAGGCCAUGUUGACGUGUGAAAUCUGCGGUGAGGGUGUGAUAUCAGAGGCAGACAUGAGGACACACCUUCUCCUCAGCCACCUGGAGAACGAGAUGCGCUGCCCGCUUUGCUCCCUGGCCGGCGUCUCCUAUGACGAGCUCCAUUUCCACAUCCACACAGCCCACGCAGAACGGGGAGACCAAUCCACUCGGAAGCACAGGGGCACCGCAGCCGGUCAGGCUUGCACUAAGGCCGGCGGGUCUGACACGGUGGCCAAUGGAGGCAGCCCCAGUAGGACGUGUAGCGGGGCCAGCCCCGAUAGGACAGCCAACGAGCCCAUCUCUGAUAGGGCGGCCGGCGGGGGUCUCUCAGGCCUGGCAGCCGAAGAGCUGCUCGGAGGCACCUUUGGAAACAGACUUAGCUCCAGGGUGGGCGGUUUGCCAGAUCAGACAUCAGCACAUGCAGAGGAACUUGCCUGUCCUGUCCUUGGUGGGAGCCCAAGAGCCCCCCACUGUGCUGGUGAGGAGAGCAAGGGAAACAGAGAGGAGCCAAUCAGAACAAAACAGAAGCGCCUCUUCUCUCCUAUGAAAGAGAAGUGCUUCCCAUGCCCAGUGUGCCCUCUGGUGUUCAGCAACUGCUUCAUCCUGCAAGAACAUGUGGAGCUGCACCUGCAGGAGCAAGGGGUAGCCGAAGGCGGCCAUGCGCAGCAUUACGAAUGCCCUCUGUGCUCGCUGACCUGCGCAGACAGCACCUCACUGCAGCUGCACGUGGAGCUCCAUCUGGAGGGCAGUGCGGCCAGAGGGGCAGAAGGUGCUUGCUCAGACCUGCAAUUGGCCAAACAGCUUCAGGAGGAAGAGGAGCGGAAGAGGAAGGUGGAGGAAGACAAACGUGAAGCAGAGGAGUUCAAGAAGCUACAGAGGCAGUUUGGGCUAGAUGGAAGCGGCGGCUACCGCAAGCAGAUAGAGAAGAACCUGGAGAGGGCGGUGUCUCGUGGUCACAUGGCCCCCGCCGAGUUCCACAGGAAGAGGGCGGAGGUGAUGGAAUCCCUGGCCUCAGGGAUCGAUGACGGAAGGACCAGAACAUCGGGUUUGAUGGCAGCCCUGUAUGAGUAUUAUCUAAAGGAGGGGCGUGACUGCGCCCACGUGUGGCUGAGCGCAGAAACUGACCACUACUCGUCCUCUGAGGGAGACCGGGGCUGGGGUUGUGGCUACAGAAACUUCCAGAUGCUGCUGUCAUCACUGCACAGGAUGGACGCCUAUAAGCACUGUAACAACGAAGGGAGAAUUCCCAGCAUCCCCCAGGUGCAGGCCCUGAUAGAGCAGGCCUGGCGGGAGGGGAUGGACCCCCAGGGGGCGUCCCACUUCAACGGCCGGCUGCAGGGCUCACGCGCCUGGAUCGGGGCAACCGAAAUCUACUCCCUCUUCACCUCCUUAGGAGUCAGGGCGCAUCUUAUGGACUUCCAUCAGCCCACUGGCUCAGGGAACACCCACCCCCGCCUCUUUGAGUGGGUGAAGAGGUACUUCUCCCAAUCAGCCUGCAGGGGCACCAGGCUGCCCCCCAGGGUCGUGCAGACCACACAGCCCCCCAUAUACCUACAGCACCAAGGUCACAGCCGCUCCAUUGUGGGUAUAGAGCAGAAGAAGAACGGCAGCUUCUGCCUCCUCAUCUUCGACCCCGGCUGUCCCCCGGGGGACAUGAGGAAGCUGCUGGCCCGUGACGGCGUCACCUGCGCAAGCCUGCGGCACCUCAGGAAAUUCCUUGGCGGCCUGAAGCACAAUCAGUACCAGAUCGUGGCUGUAGAGGGCGUGCUUUCACCAGAGGAGAAACGGACACGAAUUGCGAACUCCAGAAGCUUGCGUGCAGAGAGAAUUCCAUAAAGCUGGAGCAUGAAAGUGUUUUAUUCAUUUUUA
Messenger RNA from Megalops cyprinoides (Indo-Pacific tarpon), 1992 nucleotides. RefSeq names its product zinc finger containing ubiquitin peptidase 1 (gene zup1). The coding region runs from base 109 to 1959 and encodes 616 amino acids. The record is from RefSeq and is a predicted model, not a curated record. Lineage: Eukaryota; Metazoa; Chordata; Actinopteri; Elopiformes; Megalopidae. The transcript is spliced from 11 exons.